AUGUCCGAUCAGCUCGUAGAUAUCCAACCUGGUGGCGAAAGUACCCAAUACGAAUCCAUUAAGGAAUACACAGUUCCUCCGGCGAAGCAGACCGGGCAACUAGGCGGUAUUCUUCAAAGAAACGUGAUUGCGGAAAUGGGCCCAUGGAGCUGA
Molecule: messenger RNA, 153 nt
Organism: Aspergillus melleus
Lineage: Eukaryota; Fungi; Ascomycota; Eurotiomycetes; Eurotiales; Aspergillaceae
Exons: 2
Coding region: 1-153 (50 amino acids)
Source: RefSeq, a predicted model, not a curated record